Molecule: messenger RNA, 6909 nt
Organism: Plasmodium falciparum 3D7
Lineage: Eukaryota; Apicomplexa; Aconoidasida; Haemosporida; Plasmodiidae
Source: RefSeq, a predicted model, not a curated record
AUGAAGAGCUACAACAUACAUGUAGAAAGCUCUGUCGAGAAUUUGUUGAGUAAGUUGAAGGAGAAGAAAAAAAGAUUGAAAGGAAAAAAAGAUAUAAUAAAUGAUGUUGAAUAUUAUAUAGGAAUUUUAUCUAAUAUUAAUUUAAAACAUGUAUAUAAUGAGAAUUACAAAUUAAUUGGAAUGCUUUUAAAAAUUCUUAUGAAACAUAAAAUAUAUGUGGAGACUAUUAUAUUGGAUAGGUUAUUACAAUUUUUAAAUUUAAAAAACAUCUUAGAAAAAGAUAAUGAAAUAAAUAUAAGAUAUAUUAAUAAUAUAUUAGUUUUAAUUAAUAAUAAUGAGAGUGUUCAUUUGAAUUCGAACACUUUAUUUAAUAUAAUGUUUGAUACAUGUAUAAUGUUGAUAGAUAUUUUUGUGGAUAAUAAAAUAUAUUCUGAUGAGAAGAAAUCAUUUUAUACCUUAAAUAUGGAAAAUGAAAAGGAGGAAGAUAUAGAAAUUGAUACAAGUAGUAGUGUUUAUGAUCAUAUGAAUAAUAGUGAUGAUAGUAUAAACAAUCAUAGUGAUGAUAGUAUAAACAAUCAUAGUGAUGAUAGUAUAAAUAAUCAUAGUGAUGAUAGUAUAAAUAAUCAUAGUGAUGAUAGUAUAAAUAACCUUAGUGGUGAUAGUAUUAUAUAUGAUACAAGUAAUUCUUCUUCUGACGAUGAUUAUUCCGAAAAUAAUUGUCUUAAUACAAAAAAGAGAAAACAAAAUAUACAUGUUCUAAAAACAGACAUGAAUAAUAAUGAUGUGAUUAAAUUAGAAGAGCACAUAAAAUAUAAUAAGAAAAGAAAAAUUGAAAAGAAAACUUUUGAAAUAAAAAGUUCGAAUUAUAAAGAAUAUGAUAUAGAAAAACUUUAUAAUAUGAUUAAUUAUAUAAAUAAUAUGUUCACCUUAUAUUUAAGAAAAUUCAAUAGUUCUAUUAUUAAUGACCUUAAAAUAUAUGCUUUUUAUAAUAAUUUAUUUGCUCUAUAUAGUUAUGUUCAUGAUUAUAUACACAGAAUAAAUAAAUUAUCAAUGUAUAAUAAAAAAAAAAAAAAUGAAAUAAAUGAUCAUUAUAAUAUUUAUAUUAUUCUUAUGAGACAAUUAUAUUUGUUAAAGGAAAAUAUAAAACAAUUUAUUAUAUUAACUAUAAAAAAUAAUAACACGAGCUAUUUUAAAAAUGUGCAGAAUUUAUUUAAUAGUUACAAGGAUAAAUUAGAAGUUAAUUAUUCAUUUUUCCAAUUUUCAGAAAAUGAAAAAUUAUUAGAAAUAAUAUAUAUCAUAAUUAAUAAAAUAUCCAAUAAAGAAAAUUCAUUCUAUUUACAUAUAAUGAAUAAUAAUAAUAAUAAUAAUAAUAAUAAUAUUAUUAAUAUGAAUAAAAAUAAGAGAGAAAAACUUCUCUUCUAUAUAAAAAAUGAUAAAGAGUUAAAUGAAAAGUAUGCUUUUUUAAAUAUUUUAAAGAUCAAGGGAUGUAUAAAAAUACUCACUAUAAUAAUUAAAUAUUAUUUGAUUAAGUAUGAUAAGGAUAAUUUAAAUUUUUUACAAAAUUAUUUUCUUAUCCUUUUGUUAAUACCACAUUUUGAAUUGUCUAUAUAUAAAAAUGUGUUGAAGAAAGAAUAUAUAAAAUUAUUCCAUUGGAGCCAUGUAAUAGAUGGGAAAGGGAACAAUAAAAAGGAUAAUAAUAAAAAAUACAAACUUGCUAAUAUUAAUCAUGAUAAUAAUAAUGAUAAUAAUGAUGAUGAUGGUUAUGAUGAUGAUGGUUAUGAUGAUGAUAAUGAUAAUGAUGAUGUUAAUGAUUAUGAUGAUGAUUUUUUACAAAGUAAUAAUCGUGAUAAUCUUCCCAGCAAUGAUAAUAAAAGUCGCUUUUUUAACGAAGCAGAUAAUUCAAAGUUUAAUAUUCAUAAAAAUCAUUCUUUAUAUUAUCAAAAGUUAAAAUUUAAAGUUGCAUAUUCAUUAUGUCAUUUCGAUGAUGAAGUUACGAUAUAUAGUAAUAAAGAAAGCUUUAGUAAUAUACACAUAUUAGUUGAAUAUUCUAGAUUAGUAUAUAAAUAUUUACAAUAUAUAAAUAAGAAAAGUAAUGCAAAAAAUAACUCCUUCUUGUUUAUAAACUUGUCUUAUUUUGUAAAAUAUAUUUUUGAUUGUGUAACGAACAUAUAUUUUUCUCAAUCAUAUUUAAAUAAUAAUAAAGUUGGGAUAAAAGAAUGUAACGAGAAAAUAAUAGAGAAUAAUUCUGGUAAUUAUUAUGAAAAUAAUUUAUAUAUAACAGGAAAACCAUAUAUAAUAUUUUAUAAUUCUAAAUUGAAGAAUAUAUUUAGUACAUAUAAUAAUAUAAAAAAAAGUAAAUAUAAAUAUAUGUAUAAAAAAGAGGAUUAUAAUAAAAAUGAAAUUAAAGAUAAUGAUGAUAAUGAUAAUACGAACAGUGUAGUUCAUUUAUUUUGUAUGUUAAAUAAAAAAAAGAAAAAGAAAAAUGAAAUCAACAUAUAUUUAAAUUAUUUAAUAUUUACAAAUCAACUUAAUUUAAUUAAUAUAAUAAAUUUUGAUAUAAAUCCAUGUACAUUUAUCGUUUCGACUCUUUUUUCAUUUAUUAAAAGGAUUAAUGAGAAUUCAUUUUAUUUUAAUUUAAGUACAUUCAAUAAUAAGCAGGUAUAUAAUUUUACAAAUCAUAUAAUAAAUAACAUUCUAGAAAUAUAUAUAAAUAUAUUUGAAAUAAAUGGUUUUUUAAAUUUUAUACAUAAAUAUAUAGGAAAUUAUAAUGCUCCAUAUUUAAGACAAAUUCAUUUUUUAUUUACUCCUAUAUAUAUAAGUAUAUUUAAUAAAUAUAUGCAUAAAUUCACAGAUAAAUAUUCUUCUUUUCUAUUAUCAUUUAUUGAAAUAUAUAAAUUUCAUAUAAAUGAAUUUAAUAAGUUGCAUGAAAAAAUAUUUUUGUCAUUAAAAAAUAACGAACAAGUAUGCAGUACAAAUAAAUGCUUUAAAAUAGAAUGGGAACCUAUGGUAAAAUAUCCAAAGAAAUGUAAUAAUACAACAGAUAAUAAUAGUAAUAAUAAUAUCAUACAAAUAAAUGGUUAUAAUUAUUCAAUAUCUCAAUUAAUUCAAAGAUAUCAAGUUAUGUAUACUAAUCUUGAAACAUUGGAAUAUAUUUUGUGUUGUUAUUUAAGAUGUACUUAUAAAAAUUAUAUUACAAAUAAUUUAUUAAAUAAUAUUCAAAAUAUAUCAAAUUUAUAUAUCCAAAAAAAACAAAACAUACUUACAUUUCAUGAAUAUGUUAAAGGAAAUUUUAUUAAUAUGAAAUAUUACAAUUUUUAUUAUAGCUUAUAUGUAUAUAUUUUUUUUAAUUACACUAUAUCAAGAUUAGCAUUAUAUUCUUUAUUAAAUGAUCAAAUAAAUCUAAAACACACCAAGCAAAAUCUACAUAUUAUAAUUAAUAAAUUGCAUAAUUGUUUUGUAGAUAUACAAGUGAUGUAUGAGCAUUGUGUUAAGGAGUCAGCGGUUUAUAAAUUUUUCGACAUCCUUCAAGUGACCUUGGAGACUUUGUACUUUUAUAUAUAUUUCUCUGAUUGGCACAUCAUGGACAAGGAUGCAAUUAUUAAACAUUUUAAAGAAAUAAUCGGAGUGCUACAGAAGAACGCCCUCGAAGAAUACUCCUAUGUUAUUAAAAAGAGGAUAUAUAAACAUAUCUCAUAUUUCUUUAUAUAUAACUACAAAUAUUUGAUCAAGAUAUUUAACGACAAAGAAGGAGAUAUAGAAAACAUUUACGUUCAAAUUAUAAAAACCUUAUUUAUUGAUAUAAAUAUUAUAAAAAAUGAAAACAGCUAUUUAUUUUUUUAUGAACUUUAUGUAAACAUUAAAGAAAAUGAAAAAUUAUCUCGACUACUUACAGAACUUUUCACGUUACAUUAUAUUUUAAUUAUUAACAACUUAGAAAAUGAAAUAAUGGAUGCACAGGAAAAACAAAAAUUAAAUAAUAGAAAAAAAAUAUAUAGAACAAAUAGUUAUCAUAAUAAUAAAAAGAAACAAAUUGAACAAAUAAUUCAAAAUAUAAACAGUAAUAAGAGUGAUUAUAAUAUAGACGAAAAUAAAAUUGAUUAUAUUAAGAAAAAAAAAAAUAUAUCCAUGUCUUUUGAUAAUUAUAUAAAUUUGUUAAUAAAACAAAAUAGUUAUUACAUGUACACAAAUAAUUGGUAUGAAGUUUUUAAUGUAAAUCAAAAGAUUAUUCUCCAAAAUAAUGUGAAUGAUAAUUAUGAAAAUAAAAUGAUAGAUAUAUUUUUAAAUAAUAAUAAUAUGAAUAUAAAUAAGUAUGACAUAAAUUUAUAUUAUUAUAACAAAAAUGAACAAAAUAAUGAUAACAUAAAUAUAGAUGUAUGUAUUCUAAGCAAAUUUUUUGUUUUAUUUAAUAAUAUCGAAUAUAUACAAGAUACAUUAUAUACAUUACUUUGUAAAAUAUUUGAUAAUUUUACAAAAUAUAAUAUUUAUUUUGAAUAUAUAUUAAUAAAUAUACUAUUAUGUUUUAUUAACAAUUUACAAAAUAUAGAAAGUAGUAAGAGAAAAAUAAAUAUAGAGACAUUUAUUAAAUUUUCUAUGUUGAUAUUUAAAAAACAAAAAGAUUGUAUUAAUAAUAAUGACACACAAAAUUAUAAAAAUAAAUUCGUUUUAAAAUUAUUCUUUCAUAUAUUUUUUAUUUAUAUAAAUAUAUACUAUGAUGAACAAAAUAUUUCUAACAACGUAUCAAACCAAUUUAAAGACGAUAAAGAAAAAGACAUUUUGAAUCAUGUAAACAAAAAUAUUAAUAAAAAAAUAAAUAAAUCAAAAGUAAUUAGUAAAAAAUUAGAAAUAUCUUUCAAUUUUUUUAUUAAAUAUUUUUUAUUAACGCACAGUAUAAUUAUGAAUGAACAAGAUAAUAAACAAACAAAUAUAACUGAUGAGAAUAUAUCUUAUUUAUUAAAUAAUAUGAAAAGUACUAAUUGUCAUACAAAUAGUGAUACAAAUAAUGAUACAAAUAAUGACACUCAAAACAAUCAUCAUUUAUUUAUAAGUACUAAAACAAAUUGUGAUCAGGAAUUAUUAAAUAACAUGAAAUGUUUUCUUGAAAAAAUUAUAAUGAAUAGUAGUGAACAGAAGAAUAAUAUUAUCAUACAAACAAAUAGAUUCUUUUUAGAUUUAAUCGAAUAUGUAUUUUUUUCCUUUUCAAUCGAUAUAGAAAAAAUACAGAAAACAAAUUAUUAUACAAAAGGCGUACAAGAAAUAAGGCACAUCUUUAAUAAUAACGACAUUCAACAAAUUUUCCUAAAUGUUCAUGAAGAAUAUAAACAUUUCAUUUAUAUUGUUUAUAUUUUAAACGUUUUUAAUAUGGAAGACAAAGCGCACAACAUAAAAAAUAAAAAAUGUAUUAAAGAAAAAAGUAAGAAGAUUAAAAAGAAAAAGAAAAAGCAUGUACAACAAGGAGAAAUAAAGGAAAAGAGGGAAGAUGAAAGUGAUGAUGAAGCUGUUCAUUGUGAUGAAGUUGUUCAUUGUGACGAAGCUGUUCAUUGUGAUGAAACUGUUCAUUGUGAUGAAGCUAUUCAUUGUGAUGAAGCUGUUCAUUGUGAUGAAACUGUUCAUUGUGAUAAGGCUUUUCAUAAUGAUGAAAUAACUUCUAUUAAAAAACCCAAAAGGAAUAUUAUUAAUACCUGUAAUUUAACUUUGUUUAAUAAUUUAUUUUUCUAUAAGAACAGUAGUGGUGUUAAUACGUCAGUCGAUCCAAAUAAAGCAAAUUCAAUUAUAAUUUACGAUUUUAUUUUUAAUUAUAACAAAAUUCUAGUAGAGUGUGAUAAUAGAAAUAUGGUAUAUUUUUGUUUAAAAUGUAACGAUAUAAUUAAAAUAAUUGUUACUUUAUUAGAUUACACAACUGAAGAUGUAGAGCAUAUAUUAAAAUAUAUAGAUACACAAAUUGCUAUGAAAUAUAAGGACCAUGGUGAUAUGAGGAAUUUUUUAUAUCUAUGUAAUCUUCAUAUAAUAACAUUAAUAUAUAUAAUUUCUAAUAAUAAGAAAUUCUUAUCUCAAAUAAUUCUUAUGAAACAUAAAUUGAACAAUAUUUUAUAUUUUAUAAAUAUAUAUUUUCAUCUUAAUGAAUAUAUACAAAUAUAUUUGGAGAACUUUGAUGAAUUUAAAACAUCUCAACAGCUUUUUCUAUUACUUCAUCUUAUGUAUAAAUUAUCCCAACUUUUUACAUAUUUUUUUGUCAAGUUGAAAUUGUCUUCAACAGAUAAUAAGUAUUCAAAGAUAUUAAUUUUUGUGACCAACUAUUGUAACCUUUUGAUGAAUAUGAUGGAUACACUGAAAAAGCAUAUAAUAAAAAGUAAUGAUAUGAAUGAAAGGAAAGGAGCAUCUAAACAUUACAUAACUCAUUUUUAUAUUCUAAAUAACCCAAGCAUAUUGGAAAAAAAGAAAUUUUAUUUAUAUUUACUGGGCCAUCAGUUGUAUAACAUUCUUUAUGAAUUCUUCAAUAUAAAAAAAAACGAAAAAAUUGUAAAAUCGCAGAAAACAGUUAUGGAAGUUAUGAAAAAGAGUGGAUAUGCAAUAAAAUUUUUAUGUUCAUAUUUGGACUGUGUCCUAUACCUUGGUAACAGGAUAAACAAACUAUUAUUGAGAAAUGUUUACUUUUUUAUGAAUUUUUUAAAAAAUAAUAAGAACACUUUAAAAUUGGCUAAUGUCAUAUUUCCAAUAUUAAUUAAGGUAGUUGAUAUUUAUGAUGUCCUUACAAAAAAGACUACAUUAAAUGAAGAAGAAUUUGAAGAGAAACAAAUUCUUAAAAAUAUUUUUCAAGCGAGCUUAUCAAUUAUUGAAGAGAGAUCUAUACAAUUUUGUUUUACAUCAUUAAGUGAAAAGAAAAAAGAAUUAUUUAAUCUUCUCUCAAAUUAG